UUGCAGCACAUUCCAUUUCAACCACCAGCAACAACAAAAGAUCCAAGGCCUCAGGGCACAUAGAAAAUUGUCGAAAUAAUUCGCUAACAAGCAAUAAUCCAGCAUUAAAUAACUUUAAAUCCAUCAAGGUCACAUAACUCGGUCGAAGCAUGUCUGUGAGCGAUUUUAUUAAGGGUUUACCCAUCCACGACUCAAACAACUUCGCCCACCUAAGCAACGAGCAUGGAAUAAGGACAUCCCAGAAACGAGCUUCCGUUUACCUGCCCACCGAGGAUGUUGCCUCGGAGCAGUUGAUCGUUAUGGACAAGCGAUGCGUCCUGCUGCGCUAUCUCACACAGCAAUGGGACAAAAAGACGCUGCAGCGUAAGCGCGAGCACGGUGGCGACGGAAACGGUAAUGGAAACGGCCACGGCAGCAGCUCGACUACAAACGGAAACAAUAGCAAAAAGCGUCCGCGGCUGGAGCCCAACGAUCUGAACUGAGCGGCAGGCCCGAGCAGUCGGACAAUCCCACAGAACCUCGACUCCAGCUCCCCAUUCAUUGCCAGCUAAAAUUAUCCCUUCAUUUACAUGCACAUACUUAAAUAAAUACAUUUAGUACAAAAGGA
Drosophila bipectinata is the source of this 607-nucleotide messenger RNA. Its product is annotated as DET1- and DDB1-associated protein 1. Gene Ontology annotation, cellular component: Cul4-RING E3 ubiquitin ligase complex. The record is from RefSeq and is a predicted model, not a curated record. Gene Ontology annotation, biological process: positive regulation of proteasomal ubiquitin-dependent protein catabolic process. NCBI's taxonomy places the organism in Eukaryota, Metazoa, Arthropoda, Insecta, Diptera, Drosophilidae.